AUGUCGCCCGCCGGCUACAAGUUCCCCGAGCGGCCGGUGAAUACCAAGAAGAGCUUGAAAGAUGAAAUUGAAUCUAUUUUGCGGGAGCGGAUUAUGGUUUUGGAUGGAGGCAUGGGGACCAUGAUCCAGCAGCAUGUGCUAUCAGAAGAGGACUUCCGAGGGCAAGAAUUUAAGGAUCAUUCAAAAUAUCUGAAAGGCAACAAUGACCUUUUGAGUAUAACUCAGCCUGAUAUAAUCUACAAAAUUCACAAGGAAUACUUGCUUUCUGGGGCUGAUAUCAUUGAAACAAACACUUUCAGUAGCACCAGAGUUGCACAAGCUGACUAUGACCUUGAGCAUCUGGUUUAUCAGUUAAACAAAGUCUCGGCACAGGUGGCCAGAAAAGCAGCUGAUGAUGUGACUGCUCAGACAGAGAGUAGGCGAUUUGUAGCUGGUGCUAUGGGUCCUACAAACAAGACGCUCUCUGUGUCUCCCUCAGUGGAAAGAUCAGACUAUAGGAACAUCACUUUUGAUGAGCUGGUUGAAGCAUACCAAGAACAAGCCAGAGGACUCUUAGAUGGAGGGGCUGAUAUCUUGUUAGUAGAAACCAUAUUUGAUACAGCCAAUGCCAAGGCAGCUCUAUUUGCUCUCAAGAAACUGUUUGAGGAAGAGUAUGAUCCCAGACCAAUAUUUGUUUCUGGAACCAUUGUAGAUAAGAGUGGACGCACUCUCUCUGGCCAGACAGGAGAGGCAUUUGUCAUUAGUGUAUCCCACAGUGAUCCACUUUGUAUUGGCUUAAACUGUGCAUUAGGGGCAGUGGAAAUGAGGCCCUUCAUUGAAACAAUUGGGAAGUGUACGACUGCCUACAUCAUCUGUUAUCCCAAUGCAGGUCUCCCCAAUGCCUUUGGAGGUUAUGACGAAACCCCUGAAGUGACUGCCAAGCAUAUAAAGAGCUUUGCUUUGGAUGGUUUGGUCAACAUAGUUGGAGGUUGCUGUGGUACCACUCCAGCACAUAUCAGGGAGAUUGCUGAAGCAGUAAAAACAUGUAAACCUCGUAUUCCCCCCUCCUUCGUUUCAGAAGGGUAUAUGCUGCUGUCAGGUCUUGAGCCCUUCAGGAUUGGCCCAUACACCAACUUCGUUAACAUUGGUGAACGCUGCAAUGUGGCAGGAUCAAAGAAGUUUGCUAAGCUCAUCAUGGCAGGCAACUAUGAAGAAGCUCUGAGUGUAGCCAAGGCCCAAGUUGAGAUGGGAGCCCAGAUUUUGGAUAUCAAUAUGGAUGAUGGAAUGCUGGAUGGGCCAAGUGCUAUGGCCAGAUUUUGUAACUUCAUUGCUUCGGAACCUGACAUUGCUAAGGUGCCGUUAUGCAUCGAUUCUUCAAAUUUCUCUGUGAUUGAAGCUGGCUUGAAGUGUUGCCAAGGGAAAUGCAUUGUGAACAGCAUCAGCCUGAAGGAAGGUGAAGAUGAUUUCCUGGAAAAAGCAAGAAGGAUUAAGUUGUACGGAGCAGCUGUGGUGGUCAUGGCUUUUGAUGAAGUGGGUCAAGCCACAGAAACGGAAACUAAAAUUGCAGUGUGCACCAGAGCUUACCACCUCCUUGUGAAGAAAGUGGGCUUCAAUCCAAACGAUAUAAUUUUUGACCCCAAUAUUCUGACCGUAGGGACUGGAAUGGAAGAACAUAACCUGUAUGCAAUUAACUUCAUCAAUGCAGCUAAAACCAUAAAAGAAACACUGCCAGGAGCUAAAAUAAGUGGAGGCCUCUCCAAUCUGUCCUUCUCCUUCCGGGGGAUGGAAGCCAUUCGAGAAGCAAUGCAUGGAGUUUUCCUGUAUCAUGCAAUUAAGUAUGGCAUGGACAUGGGGAUAGUGAAUGCAGGGAAUCUUCCAGUGUAUGAUGAUAUUCACAAGGAACUUCUACAGCUGUGUGAGAAUCUGAUCUGGAAUAAAGACCCAGAUGCAACAGAGAAGCUUUUACAUUACGCCCAGACUCAUGCCCAAGGAGGAAAGAAAAUGGUACAGACUGAUGAAUGGCGGGAUAGCCCCGUGGAGGAAAGGCUGGAAUACUCACUUGUCAAGGGCAUUGAAAAAUACAUCAUUGAGGACACAGAAGAGGCAAGAUUAAACCAUGAUAAAUAUCCCAGAUCUCUGAACAUAAUUGAAGGGCCCCUGAUGAAUGGCAUGAAAGUUGUUGGCGAUCUUUUUGGUGUUGGAAAGAUGUUUCUGCCUCAGGUGAUAAAGUCUGCUCGAGUUAUGAAGAAGGCAGUUGGCCACCUCAUUCCCUACAUGGAAAAGGAAAGAGAGGAAAAGAGAGCUAAAUCCGGCAGCAUCGAAGAAGAGGACCCUUACCAUGGCACAAUAGUGCUAGCUACUGUAAAAGGAGACGUACAUGAUAUUGGCAAGAAUAUCGUGGGAGUGGUACUAGGCUGCAACAAUUUCAGAGUUAUCGAUUUAGGAGUUAUGACUCCGUGUGAUAAGAUAUUGAGAGCUGCUAUUGAAAACAAAGCAGAUAUAAUUGGCCUGUCUGGUCUUAUCACGCCUUCUUUGGAUGAAAUGAUUUUUGUUGCCAAGGAAAUGGAGAGAUUAGAGAUCAAGAUUCCUUUGUUGAUUGGAGGAGCAACUACAUCUAAAACACAUACAGCUGUGAAAAUUGCCCCACGGUACAGCGCACCGGUCAUUCAUGUCCUGGAUGCAUCCAAGAGUGUGGUGGUUUGCUCUCAGCUGCUAGAUGAAAACCAGAAAGAUGAUUUCUUUGAAGAAAUAAUAGAGGAGUAUGAAGACAUUAGACAGGACCACUAUGAAUCUCUCAAGGAAAGAAGAUAUUUGUCAUUGGAGCAAGCUAGGAGAAAAGGUUUCCAUAAUGACUGGCUGUCAGACUAUAAACCCGUUAAACCUAAAUUCUUUGGCACUCAAGUUUUUGAAGAUUAUAACCUGGAGAGGCUGGUGGAAUACAUUGACUGGAAGCCUUUUUUUGAUGUCUGGCAACUUCGGGGCAAAUAUCCCAACCGAGGAUUUCCUAAAAUUUUUAAUGAUAAAGCAGUGGGAGAAGAAGCCAAAAGAGUUUAUAAUGAGGCUCAGACCCUACUAAAAACUAUUAUUAGCCAAAAGAAGUUGCAAGCCAGCGGCCUGGUUGGGUUCUGGCCAGCGCAGAGUGUUCAAGAUGAUAUUCAUUUAUACGUAACAGAAGAGGCAUUGCAGUCUGCAGAACCAAUAGCUAAAUUUUACGGCUUAAGGCAACAGGCCGAAAAAGACUCCACCUGCGCAGACCCAUAUUACUGCCUCUCUGAUUUUAUAGCCCCCUUGGAUUCUGGUGUUCGUGACUAUUUAGGCCUGUUUGCUGUGGCCUGCUUUGGGGUAGACAAGCUGUGCAAGGAAUAUGAGGAACAGUGUGAUGACUUCAACAGCAUAAUGGUGAAAGCACUGGGAGAUCGUAUAGCAGAGGCCUUUGCAGAGGAGCUCCAUGAAAGGGUCCGAAAAGAAUUCUGGGCUUACUGCAACAAUGAACAGUUGGAUAUUUCAGACUUGCGCAGGAUCAGAUAUGAUGGAAUCCGUCCAGCUCCUGGGUACCCGAGCCAGCCCGACCACACUGAAAAACUCACCAUGUGGAAACUUGCAAACAUUGAGGAGGCAACAGGUAUUCAGUUAACUGAAUCACUAGCAAUGACACCUGCCUCCGCAGUUUCAGGUCUCUACUUCUCCAACCCCAAAUCCAAAUACUUUGCUGUUGGUAAAAUAUGUAAGGAUCAGGUUGAAGAUUAUGCACUGAGGAAAAACUUGCCAGUGGUUGAGGUUGAGAAAUGGCUGGGGCCCAUCCUGGCAUAUGAUUUGGAAUAA
Molecule: messenger RNA, 3801 nt
Organism: Emys orbicularis (European pond turtle)
Lineage: Eukaryota; Metazoa; Chordata; Testudines; Emydidae
Gene: MTR
Product: 5-methyltetrahydrofolate-homocysteine methyltransferase
Exons: 33
Coding region: 1-3801 (1266 amino acids)
Biological process (GO): homocysteine metabolic process; tetrahydrofolate metabolic process
Cellular component (GO): cytosol
Molecular function (GO): zinc ion binding; methionine synthase activity; cobalamin binding
Source: RefSeq, a predicted model, not a curated record